AUGAGCAGGAGCGUCAAAUUCCGGAGGCCGUCACCCAGCGGUCACUACGACCACCAGCGGAGCGACUCGGGCUUUAGCGACUGCGAGAGCCGGGCUUCCAACCCCGACGCCGACUAUCUGGUGCCCGGCUUCGAGGAUCACGGCCUCUACAGCAUCCGGCAGGCGCUCGACACGGCGCGCGAGGAGAGCGAAAAAUGGCGGGCGCGCGCCGAGGAGCUCGAGGAGAGGAACAAGGAGAUGCGCAACGACUUGGAGCAGACCAAGGCACGGCUGCGCGCAUUAACCAACGAGCUUGAGAUCGCCAACCAGGCCAAGGAAACCCUCGCAAAAACCAACAAGGAGCUCGCCGAGCAGAACGCCCAGCUUCAGGAGACGAUCAAGGAGCUGAAAAAGACCAACCGCAAGAGCAGCAGCGGCUCAUCGCCCUCGGGCUCCAGCGCUACCGCGUCCGAGUCGUCCGACGAGAAGAAGCUGCGCCGCAGCCCCAGCAAGCGCCGCAAGGACCCAUCCGAGAAGUCAGAAAAGGAGAGGGGGCGCGAGCGGGAACGUGAGCGCGAGAAGGAGCGAGACAAGGAGCGCGACAAGGAGCGCGAACGCGAGAGGCGCAAGGAGAAGGAGAAAGAGAGGGAAAGGGAGAGGGAGAGGGCGUUGCAGGAAGAAACGGAACGUCUGCGCAAGCGCUUCGACACGCGCGCCGAGGACAGCGACGCGAAGAGUAGCACGACCGCCAAGAGCCAGCGUAGCCGACACGAGAACUACAUCGAGCCGCUCGGCCACGGUGCACCGAGGCCACAGGUCCCGGUCGCAGCUCCGGCACCACGGCAAUACACGGCAUACACGGCUUCCACCGCGCCGACCGUCUAUUCGGCGCCUGCUCCCGCCUACGGUAGCAUACGCGAGCCCUUCACAGCGGCCACUCCGCGGUCCCUCCACCCCAAGGUCUACGUCGCCGACGAAUACGCUUACGCCGCGGCGGACGAGGAGGAUGCUGCCUUCGUCCACCCGCUCUCCCGACCCACACGGCACCCUCGGUGA
Messenger RNA from Thermothelomyces thermophilus ATCC 42464, 1035 nucleotides. RefSeq lists its product as uncharacterized. Lineage: Eukaryota; Fungi; Ascomycota; Sordariomycetes; Sordariales; Chaetomiaceae. The record is from RefSeq and is a predicted model, not a curated record. The transcript has a single exon. The coding region runs from base 1 to 1035 and encodes 344 amino acids.